AUGCCGCUGACUCCUGAGAACCGGACUGGAUCGCAACAGCCUCCCAGGAACAGUAGACUACCAUCAGAGGACCCAAGAGAUCAAGCGCCGGGAAGGAACUCUCCUAUUGUUAGAGCCAAUAACCAGAACCUAAGCUUCAUUCUACUGACCUCUCUCAUGUUCAGCUUACUCUGUGUGUUUCUAUUCAUCGGUCGUCCAGUGGAUAUAACCUGCAUGAUACGACAAAUCUGCUUUGGGAUCUUCUUCACAGUAGCUGUGUCUUCUGUCCUGGCCAAGACCGUCAUAGUCUGCAUAGCAUUCAAGGCCACCAGACCUGACAGCUCCUGGAGAAAGUGUAUGGGAGUUAAGCUUCCUUAUUCUGUAGUGUUGAUCUGUUCAUCUAUUCAGGUUCUGAAUGCAGUUAUCUGGUUGUCAGUUUCUCCUCCAUAUCAAGAACUUAAGUUGAAUUAUCCUGGGAAGAUCAUCCUCCAGUGUAAUGAAGGCUCUGUCUUGGCUUUUUACCUCAUGUUGGGUUAUAUGGGGUUUCUGGCGGCUUUGAGUUUUGUUCUGGCUUUUAUGGUGAGGACUUUACCUGACAUCUAUAAUGAAGCCAAGUACAUCACCUUCAGCAUGCUGAUGUUCUGCAGUGUCUGGAUCUGUGCCAUCCCAGCCUAUCUGAGCAGUACAGGGAAGCACAUGGUCAUCGUAGAGAUCUUUGCCAUAUUGUCCUCAGGAGGUGGAAUAUUGAGCUGCAUGUUUUUACCUAAAUGUUAUAAUAUCCUGAUACAACCUGAACUGAGCAGUAAAGGGAAUUCUUUACAGAAAAUUGUUAGAAAAAAACUAAAUCAGUAA
Messenger RNA from Bufo gargarizans (Asiatic toad), 831 nucleotides. RefSeq names its product vomeronasal type-2 receptor 26-like. The record is from RefSeq and is a predicted model, not a curated record. The transcript has 2 exons. The coding region runs from base 1 to 831 and encodes 276 amino acids. Gene Ontology annotation, cellular component: membrane. Gene Ontology annotation, molecular function: G protein-coupled receptor activity. Gene Ontology annotation, biological process: G protein-coupled receptor signaling pathway. Lineage: Eukaryota; Metazoa; Chordata; Amphibia; Anura; Bufonidae.